This is a messenger RNA of Polychytrium aggregatum, 2012 nucleotides long. RefSeq lists its product as uncharacterized. Lineage: Eukaryota; Fungi; Chytridiomycota; Chytridiomycetes; Polychytriales. Gene Ontology annotation, molecular function: G protein-coupled GABA receptor activity. Bases 152 to 1885 code for a protein of 577 amino acids. Gene Ontology annotation, cellular component: membrane; G protein-coupled receptor heterodimeric complex. The transcript is spliced from 4 exons. The record is from RefSeq and is a predicted model, not a curated record. Gene Ontology annotation, biological process: G protein-coupled receptor signaling pathway; gamma-aminobutyric acid signaling pathway.
CCUCGUCCGUCUUGUCGGUACCUCAUCCGGCCUGCAGUACAUCUUGCUUGCAACCCCAUCUGUUUCACAUGUCACCUAUCAGAUUCUUGACGACCAGCUUCCUUUACACUCUUCAGUCUCACAGAGGCUCCUCGACGACGGAGUCAAGGUCAUGGCAUACCAAACCAACACCGUGAUUCCCGUCAGUAUCUUCAGUAAGUGGUGUCGAUACGGAUCCAAAGCUGUGGGAGUUGGGCCGGGGGACAGUGACUGCAAAACACCAUACUUCCCAGCCAUAACCAUUCGUCUACUCUGGCUGGCGACACAUCCAUGCUGCACUGUUUACGACGCAGCAAGCAACAGCUCCUUCGCCAUCGCCGCCAACAGUGACCCCAGCGGCGACUACGGCGACCGAGUCCUGGCCACCGCCGUCUUGAACUGGAUCGAGGCGUUUUCGCCGCUCGUGCAAGAUUUUGCCGAUGGUGUCGCCUUGAACGACACCAGCACUUUCAACAUGGGCCUCGUUAAUGGAUUUAAUCAGCUCGGCGGUCUCUCCGGUCGCUUCAAUCUCGAUCAGGUCGCGACGUUGAAUGUCGAAAUUGACCGCUUGAGUGCGCUGCCCGAUGAUCAACGGUACUGCGGUCCUGUCAACGACGUGGGUAUUUUGUACGAGUCGGUCAGGUCGCCCGAGCUGUUCUUGGUUGCCUGGGAUGCCUGGGUUGCCUGGGUUGCUCCAGAUGGCUUCAUCAACCAGCUGAACUCGUUCUUCGAAGGGUCGAUCUACCUGGGCCAGUAUCAGCCACAGUAUCCAUUUGAAGAUCGCAGCACGAUAUCGUGGGGGCUGCGUCUCUCCAUCUACGGAAUCACUGCCCUGAGCCAAGCCGUGACGAUCGCCAUGGUCGUCCUCAUCAUCAACAACCACCACCUCCCCAGGAUCCGCGGAGGCUCGCCACCGUUUCUGGUGGUGAUCGGGCUGGCGUCGGUCGUGGCUCUUAACGGGAACUACCUGAUGGGCCUGGACGACAGCGUCGUGGCCGACCCAGCCAUUCUCGGGCGGAUAUGCAUGUCCCAACCGUAUCUGCUGGUCCUGCCGACGAUGCUGAUGUUUGGAGCCCUCCUGAUCAAGAUGUGGCGGAUAUACAAGAUAUUCAAGAACCCAAAGCUGAUGCUGCUCGAGUUCAAAGCCGCGGACCUGAUGUCGGGGAUUGUGGCUCCGACGUUGGUGGCGACGAUUGUGGUCGUGGCCUGGAAUGUCGUGAGCCCCUUGGUCUGGACCAGAGUUGUCACCCGGGUCGAUGGCUUUGGCAACAGCCUGAGCUCGUACGGAUUCUGCCGGAGCCAGACGACACUCGGCUUCGAUCCCUUCCCGGUGCUGAUCUUUGGCCUCUUCAUGGUCAUGCUGAUGGUCAACUUUUGGCUGGGGUACCAGACCCGCCACGUCCCAUCCCGCUACAACGAGCAGAGCAAUCUCAGGUCAUCGAUCAGCUUCUGGGUCCAGGUCGUGGCUGUCCUGUUCCCACUCAACUACUCGAUCACAAGCCCUCGAGGCAUCUUCAUCCUGCGGUCGCUGAUGAACUUGUCGUUGUCGCUGGGCACGACGCUGUUCAUCCUUGGGUCCAAGCUGUACCCCGCCACCGAGGAUGAGAGCGAGCCCGAUGGUCUUGGCAUCACCGACUUUGAACCGGCAGACGACCUCAGCCGCAUCGUCGUGCGAUCCGCCCGGAAGAGCUGCGAGUACGCCAACAGAUCGGAGAGCCUGAACCGCACGGGGACGGGCGUGCUGCAUGUGUCCAUGAAGAGCUCGAGGGUGACCGGGACCUCGAAGAUGUCGAUCCGGUCGAAAGGAACCGACCAGUGGGCGAGCCCGGAGUGUCGCCAGGCGUCUCUGUGCGAUGAGGCGCGAUGAAGGGUCAUGAAGUGCGAUGAGGUGUCUGCAGCGAAACGGGAUGCAUCAACACGCGGAUAACCUGUGGAUUGCAUGGUGUCGAUUGCAUGGUGUCGAUUGGCAUGGUGUCGAUUGGCAUGGUGUCGAU